Messenger RNA from Coregonus clupeaformis (lake whitefish), 2756 nucleotides. Its product is annotated as zinc finger protein 91-like. The record is from RefSeq and is a predicted model, not a curated record. Bases 47 to 2599 code for a protein of 850 amino acids. The transcript has 3 exons. Lineage: Eukaryota; Metazoa; Chordata; Actinopteri; Salmoniformes; Salmonidae.
GAAGAAGAAGAAAGUAGUCUAACUGUACUGUAGCCUACAACAACUCAUGUCUAACAAAGAAACAAUAGCUUCCACAAUGGAUCGGGACAAAUCUAGCCCGUCCCCCUCCACCCUCCAGGAGUCCCCAGGUCGACCGCCUCCCGGUACUUUACUGCUGGGUCUGGUCGACGGCAGGAAAACACCGGGGCAGAGUGGAACUGAGAGAGGAGAAGAGGAACAUGGAGAUUUGAUUUCAUUAAGGGACAGCCCUAAUCGUUGCUCUCUCAGUGGGAGGGGCUUAUCAUCUGGGGAGCCUCAACAACAUCAUGAUGCUGACAAGACAGAGAAAAGUCUAUCCGGAUCAGAACACCUCAAGAAACACCAGCAGAGAGGUAUAGAGAAGAAACUUCAUCAUUGCUGCUCUGACUGUGGGAAGAGUUUUUCUAAACAGAGGGAAUUGAUAAUUCACCAGCGGAUUCACACCGGAGAGAAACCGUACCACUGCUCUCAGUGUGGGAAUAGUUUCACUGCAUCUAAAACCUUAAAAUGUCAUCAGAGAAUUCAUACAGGGGAGAGGCCUUACCCCAGCUUUGAUUGUGGGAAAUGCGUCUAUCAAUCAGUAACCCUAACUGCACACCAACGCAUUCACACAGGAGAGAAGCCUUAUCGUUGUGAUCAGUGUGGGAAGAGCUUCAAUAAAUCAGGAACCCUGACUAAACACCAACGGAUACACACAGGAGAGAAGCCUUAUAGCUGUGAUCAGUGUGGAAAGAGCUUCAAUCGAUCAGGAACCCUGACUAAACACCAACGGAUACACACAGGAGAGAAGCCUUAUAGCUGUGAUCAGUGUGGAAAGAGCUUCAAUCGAUCAGGAACCCUGACUAAACACCAACGCAUUCACACAGGAGAGAAGCCUUAUAGCUGUGAUCAGUGUGGAAAGAGUUUUGCUCUAGAUUCCACCCUAACGGCACACCAACGCAUACACACAGGAGAGAAGCCUUAUAGCUGUGAUCAGUGUGGGAAGAGCUUCAAUCAAUCAGGAACCCUGACUAAACACCAACGGAUACACACAGGAGAGAAGCCUUAUAGCUGUGAUCAGUGUGGGAAGAGCUUCAAUCGAUCAGGAACCCUGACUAAACACCAACACAUUCACACAGGAGUGAAGCCUUAUAGUUGUGAUCAGUGUGGGAAGAGUUUUGCUCUAGAUUCCACCCUGACUGCACACCAACGCAUACACGCAGGAGAGAAGCCUUAUAGCUGUGAUCAGUGUGGGAAGAGCUUCAAUCGAUCAGGAACCCUGACUAAACACCAAUGGAUACACAUAGGAGAGAAGCCUUAUAGCUGUGAUCAGUGUGGGAAGAGUUUUGCUCUAGAUUCCACCCUGACUGCACACCAACGCAUACACACAGGAGAGAAGCCUUAUAGCUGUGAUCAGUGUGGGAAGAGCUUUAAUCGAUCAGGAACCCUGACUAAACACCAACACAUUCACACAGGAGAGAAGCCUUAUAGUUGUGAUCAGUGUGGGAAGAGCUUUGCUCUAUCCGGAAACCUGACUAGACACCAGCGCUUACACACAGGAGAGAAGCCUUAUAGCUGUGAUCAGUGUGGGAAGAGUUUUGCUCGAGAUUCCACCCUGACUGAACACCAACGCAUACACACAGUAGAGAAGCCUUAUAGCUGUGAUCAGUGUGGGAAGAGCUUCAAUCAAUCAGGAACCCUGACUAGACACCAGCGCUUACACACAGGAGAGAAGCCUUAUAGCUGUGAUCAGUGUGGGAAGAGUUUUGCUCAAGAUUCCACCUUGACUGCACACCAACGCAUACAUACAGGAGAGAAGCCUUAUAGCUGUGAUCAGUGUGGGAAGAGCUUCAAUCAUUCAGGACAACUGACUACACACCAACGCAUACACACAGGAGAGAAGCCUUAUUGCUGUGAUCAGUGUGGGAAGAGCUUCAAUCAUUCAGGAGCCCUGAUUACACACCAGCGAAUACACACAGGAGAGAAGCCUUAUAGCUGUGAUCAGUGUGGGAAGAGUUUUGCUCACAAUUUCACCCUGACUGCACACCACCGCAUACACACAGGAGAGAAGCCUUAUAGCUGUGAUCAGUGUGGGAAGAGUUUUGCUCAAGAUUCCACCCUGACUGCACACCAACGCAUACACACAGGAGAGAAGCCUUAUAGCUGUGAUCAGUGUGGGAAGGGCUUUGCUCAAUCCGGAAACCUGACUACACACCAGCGAAUACACACAGGAGAGAAGCCUUAUAGCUGUGAUCAGUGUGGGAAGAGCUUUGCUCUAUUCGGAUACCUGACCACACACCAGCGAAUACACACAGGAGAGAAGCCUUAUAGCUGUAAUCAGUGUGGGAAGAGCUUCAAUCGAUCAGGACACCUGACUACACACCAGCGAAUACACACAGGAGAGAAGCCUUAUAGCUGUGAUCAGUGUGGGAAGAGUUUCUAUCAUUCAGGAGCCCUGAUUACACACCAGCGAAUACACACAGGAGAGAAGCCUUAUAGCUGUGAUCAGUGUGGCAAGAGCUUCAUGGCGUCAGGAAAUCUGACUAGACACCAGCGCAUACACACAGGAGAGGAGCCUUAUAGCUGUGAUCAGUGUGGAUAGAUUUCACACCAGUUCAUACACAUUGGAGAGAAACCUUACUCCUGUCUAUGUGGAAAGAGCUUUGCUCAUUCAGGGUCACUGAAAGCACAAACAUGUUUUCUUUCAUCUCCCUCCUCUCCAGCACCGGUUCCAGAUCCCUAAAUAAAGUUUCAAUAGA